AUGCCAGCACGCGUAUUACACUGGUUUAGAACUGACUUGAGGUUGCACGAUGCACCUGCGCUUCUAAAAGGAUUGGAACUCAAGCCUGAGGUGUUCUUCCCCGUAUGGACCUGGGAUCCCUACUUCAACUUUGAAUGCCCAGUUGGUCCAAAUAGAUACAAAUUCCUGACCGAGUCCAUGAAAGAGAUAGACAAAAAACUGAGCAAGAUGGGCAACAAGCUUCACGUGUUUAGAGCUGCCCCAGCCGACCUAUUCCCUGUGCUAUUCAAGCAGUGGAAUAUCACACACCUUGUUUAUGAAAAAGAUCCAGCGCCAUACGCGAUCGAGCGCGACGAAAGUAUCAAGAAACUAGCAAAAGAUGCAAACGUGGAAGUUUUAGAUAUCACUGGACACACACUUUACGAUAUCGACGCCAUCGUUGAAAAGCAGAAGGGUAAGACAAUUACAUCUGCAACGGCUUUCAAAGCCGCGGCUAAGGAUAUGAAAAUCGAGCGUCCCCUUCAAGCACCAAAAGAUGUGCCAAAAGCAGAUGAUCUCAAGUUGGAUGCAAUUAAAAAGGAAGUUAAAAAGGUAAAGUCAGAUCAUGACGUCAACGAAGAGCAUCGCAAGGGCAAGAUGACGGCUUACGACUCAGUUACAGGCCCAAAAGACUCACUGGAACCACCUUCUCUGGAAGAGUUGGGUCUGGAUUCAGAGGAUGCAACUACGCAGAUUCCUGGUGGUGAAGAUGAGGCACUUAGACGUCUUGACAAGUGGAUCAAAGAUAAGGACGCAACAGCUACAUUCCGCAAGCCUCAAACAUCUCCCUCAGAGUACGAUCCUCCGGCCACUACACAAUUGUCGCCCUAUAUAAAGUUCGGCGCGUUGGGUGUGCGUGAGUUCUACUGGAGGGUCGUUGAUCUGAUGGAGAACUAUGAUGGCGAAACUAGCUCCGAGCCUGAAAAUCUUCCAGGACAACUUAUCUUUAGAGAGAUGUAUUUCGCAGCUCAACUGGGCAUUGGAAAGCCUUUCGGACAGAUAAGAGGGAAUAAAAUAUGCAGAGUCAUAGACUGGAAGCUCUGCAACGCUUAUGACGAGGAUGGUGAGAAGAUUUUCCCCCGUCCAAAAGGAUCGAAAGAGGACGAGGAAGCUCUCGAGAAGUGGAAGCAUGGCAACACAGGAUUUCCAUGGGUCGAUGCGGCUAUGCGUCAGCUCAAGCAAGAAGGCUGGAUGCACCAUCUCGCCAGACACUGUGUUGCGGGUUUCCUCACCCGAGGUCAAUUGUAUAUUAGCUGGGAGAGAGGUGCUGAGGUAUUUGAUAGGUACUUGGUUGACCAAGACCCAGCUUCCAACGCUGGCAAUUGGAUGUGGUUAUCUUGUUCAGCAUUUUUCCACCAAUACUACAGAAAUUAUGGUAUGACGACCUUUCCCUCCAAAUAUGACAAGACGGGCAAAUUAGUCAGGAAGUACGUACCAGAGCUGAAGGAAUAUCCGGACAAAUAUAUCUACAAGCCUUGGGAAGCACCUGAAGAUGUGCAGAAGAAGGCUGGAUGUAAAAUCGGGAAAGACUAUCCAGAGCCUAUGAUUGAUGAGAAGGAAGCCAACAAGGAAUGCAUGGCAAGAAUGAAAGAGCAGUACGCCAAGAAGCUUUACGGUGACAGUCUUCUCAAGCGUAAGGCCAAGUGA
Molecule: messenger RNA, 1665 nt
Organism: Wallemia ichthyophaga EXF-994
Lineage: Eukaryota; Fungi; Basidiomycota; Wallemiomycetes; Wallemiales; Wallemiaceae
Product: Cryptochrome-1
Exons: 5
Coding region: 1-1665 (554 amino acids)
Biological process (GO): entrainment of circadian clock by photoperiod; circadian regulation of gene expression
Cellular component (GO): nucleus; cytoplasm
Molecular function (GO): DNA binding; FAD binding
Source: RefSeq, a predicted model, not a curated record